Bombina bombina (fire-bellied toad) is the source of this 2117-nucleotide messenger RNA. It is a transcript of the gene RXRG, whose product is annotated as retinoid X receptor gamma. The record is from RefSeq and is a predicted model, not a curated record. Lineage: Eukaryota; Metazoa; Chordata; Amphibia; Anura; Bombinatoridae. Gene Ontology annotation, cellular component: nucleus; RNA polymerase II transcription regulator complex. The transcript has 10 exons. The coding region runs from base 279 to 1679 and encodes 466 amino acids. Gene Ontology annotation, biological process: response to retinoic acid; positive regulation of transcription by RNA polymerase II; anatomical structure development. Gene Ontology annotation, molecular function: nuclear steroid receptor activity; zinc ion binding; retinoic acid-responsive element binding.
UGUAAGUGUUGGGAACUGCAACUGAAAUCUCCAAACAGUAACGUGGGGCUGUUAAUAACAGCUGUCACUUCUGACUAUAGGAGGAUAUAUUACAAUUCUCACUAGGCAAAUGCUAUUUUCUUAAACAGAGUGGGCUCUACAGUGGAAAACCCAGCAAAUCUUGUGUCCAAGGGCACUAUAGCAUCCUGUGCACUGCAGCUUACAAAGGAUCAGUUUGGCACAGUUGGAAGGAGAUUCCUUCAAUAGACAACUCAAGAUUCAUUUAAGAUGAUCUAAAGAUGCAGACACACUAUCGUCAAGCAAUGAAGUUUCCUACAAGCUACAACAAUGCUGUACCUCAUGGACAUUCAACAUCGGUCAGUCCGUCAUCUAAUUUUUCCACAAUGAAUUCAAUUGAUGGGCACUCGGCGUAUAUGGGAUCUUCUCUUAAUGUUCCCAGGUCUAUGAACAUGAAUUCUGUGUGUUCCCCAGGGAAUAAUCUGGGUUCUUCAUACAGAGUAAUCACAUCCUCCAUGGGACCACACUCAAUGUCACCUCCAUCAAUUCUCAAUUAUCCUGUCCAUGACAGUCCACAGAUGAAUGUCAUGAACAACGUAAGCUGUUCUGAAGAUAUUAAACCACCUCCGGGGCUAAGUGGGUUAGGAAGUCCUUGUAUUAACAGCUAUUCCUGCACAAGUCCUGGUGCUUUAACAAAACACAUCUGCGCUAUCUGUGGUGACCGAUCUUCAGGCAAACACUAUGGGGUCUACAGUUGUGAAGGCUGCAAGGGUUUUUUUAAGCGCACAAUCAGAAAAGAUCUGGUCUACACAUGUCGAGAUAAUAAAGACUGCUUGAUUGACAAGCGACAACGAAACCGCUGCCAGUACUGUCGAUACCAAAAGUGCCUGGCAAUGGGCAUGAAGAGAGAAGCCGUUCAAGAAGAACGACAAAGAGGCAGAGAAAAGAGCGAUACAGAAGCAGAAUCCACAAGCAGCACAAGUGAGGAAAUGCCAGUGGAACGAAUUCUUGAAGCUGAACUUGCUGUUGAGCCAAAGAUCGAAGCAUUUGGUGACCCAAGCCUACCCAAUUCGACGAAUGAUCCUGUCACCAAUAUCUGCCAUGCAGCUGACAAACAACUUUUUACUUUAGUUGAAUGGGCCAAAAGAAUCCCACAUUUCUCAGAUUUGCCUUUAGAAGAUCAAGUCAUCCUACUACGAGCAGGAUGGAAUGAGUUGCUCAUAGCUUCCUUCUCCCACCGUUCAGUUUCAGUACAAGAUGGCAUUCUCCUUGCUACCGGUUUACAUGUUCACAGAAGCAGCGCGCACAAUGCAGGUGUAGGCUCCAUCUUUGACAGGGUGUUGACAGAACUUGUCUCCAAAAUGAAGGACAUGGGAAUGGAUAAAUCUGAGCUGGGCUGUCUACGAGCAAUUGUCUUAUUUAAUCCAGAUGCCAAGGGACUGUCUAAUUCUGCUGAGGUGGAAGCCUUGCGAGAAAAAGUCUACGCUACGUUGGAAGCAUACACCAAACAGAAAUAUCCAGAGCAACCAGGGAGGUUUGCAAAACUUCUUUUAAGGCUUCCUGCUCUGAGGUCUAUAGGUCUGAAGUGCCUGGAGCAUCUAUUCUUUUUCAAACUCAUCGGGGACACACCUAUUGACACAUUCCUUAUGGAAAUGCUGGAGACGCCCCACCAAAUUCCAUGAAGCCAUGACCUACAAUGUGGCUUGGAUUAUCAGACCCUUACUGGAGUGUUUACUACAUGUGAUAUUGAAAGCUUGUGGUAUCACAGAUAUGGGCCAGAGACAAGGAUGUUAAAAAUGCAUUAAGAUGAAUAUGGCAUUUUUGAUGGACAAGCUAGUUUUAACUUUACAGAUCAUAUGGUGCAAUCCAUGUGCUGCUCCUAAAAUGAGUUAAAAGCUGAAAAUUGAAAUGCAUUUUUUUAAAAAAAGAAAAAAAAAAGAAAAAAGUCAUGUAAAUACUUGUGGUGGCUUGUGAAAUGCUACAACUUACAAAGUGAUCCAUAUAAUAACUGAAAAUAACUAUAAUUUUGCUUUUGAUUCAAUUGAACAAGAUAUAUAUACUGGCCACCGAAGAACUUUCAAAACAUUAAAAAUAUAAAUAAAAAGGUUUAUUGAGAGGUU